AUGCAGUUGUCCUCUCAUGAUUACUACGACACUGCAAACGUUGAACAAUUAAGAAGACUCACAAACGAUUCGGAAGAAAUUGAGAUCGCGGCUAAAGAUUUAGAGGUUCUCGAGGAACUGGGAAAAGGUGGCUAUGGAGUUGUGGAAAAGAUGCGCCAUCGACACUCUGGAAUCGUGAUGGCCGUGAAGGUCAGGAACUGCAACCACUUGCUCCGCAUACGAUGA
Molecule: messenger RNA, 225 nt
Organism: Cooperia oncophora
Lineage: Eukaryota; Metazoa; Nematoda; Chromadorea; Rhabditida; Trichostrongylidae
Source: the annotation of a GenBank genome assembly